UUCGAUAAUUUGAUCAAGGCUUAGAAGAAGAUAGAGAAAGAGAGAGAAUGGCAUCAUCAUUCACAGGAACUCAGGACAAAUGCAGUGCUUGCGACAAGACUGUUUAUUUUGUGGAUUUGUUGUCUGCUGAUGGACAAACUUAUCACAAAUCAUGCUUCAAAUGCAGCCAUUGCAAAGGCACUCUUGUGAUGAGCAACUACUCUUCCAUGGAUGGAGUUCUCUACUGCAAGACCCAUUUUGAACAGCUUUUUAAGGAGUCUGGAAAUUUUAGCAAGAAUUUUCAACCAGGAAAACAUGAGAAGGACCUGACAAGGGCACCAAGCAAAAUGUCUAGUAUGUUCUGUGGGACCCAAGAUAAAUGCCCUGCAUGCAGCAAAACUGUGUAUCCACUCGAGAAGAUAUCGCUGGAGGGAGAGUCGUUCCACAAAUCGUGCUUCAAGUGCGCGCACGGCGGGUGCGCGCUGACGCACUCGUCCUACGCGGCUCUCGACGGGAUCCUCUACUGCAAGCACCACUUCCACCAGCUCUUCAUGGAGAAGGGAAACUACCAGCACGUGAUCGAGGCUGGCAGGAAGAGCUCCGCCGAGAACGACGAAGAGCACCGCGCAGCAGCUGCGGCCGCCGCUGCAGCUGCUGACGCGGCAGCGGCGGAGGAAGGGGGUGAGGAGGAGGAUGGAGGGGAGGCAAAGGCGGAUCCAGAUGAGGCCGAGGCCGAGGCUGAGGCUGAGGAGAAGGCUGAGGAGAAGGCUGAGGAGGAGAAGGCUGAGGAGGAGAAGGCGGAAGACUAGUUAUAGAGAUAUGCUCUUCUCUCUUUUUUUGGUUGGUUAAUUAAUUAACUAUACACCUAAGAUUUUUUGGUUUAGGUUUUCAAGUUAUGUUGUUUGAUUUGUUGUAAUUCGAAUUAAUUACACUCACUUUGUGUGGGGGAUUUUCCAGGAAUGUAAUUGUGUAUGUCUUAUUCAUAACGCAAAUUCAAUUCUAUA
Salvia hispanica is the source of this 983-nucleotide messenger RNA. Its product is annotated as LIM domain-containing protein PLIM2b-like. Lineage: Eukaryota; Viridiplantae; Streptophyta; Magnoliopsida; Lamiales; Lamiaceae. The record is from RefSeq and is a predicted model, not a curated record.